AUGAAUAACCUACAGGCUGUUAAGUUUUUUGAAGUCAUUAAAACUUAUCAUAAUCAUAUUAAUGAUGAUUUUGAACAACCUCAGUUUGUUAAACCAACACUUAGAGCUUAUCAGAGAAGAGCUGUGAAAUGGAUGGUUGAUAGAGAGAAAAACCACGAUUUUGUAAAAUGUGAUGGGUCUCUGUUUAGUGGAGGCAUUUUAGCUGAUGAGAUGGGUCUAGGAAAAACUGUUGAAAUGUUAUGUUGCAUCAUGGAAAAUACAGCACCCCCUGAAUUUUAUAACCAAAAAGUUGUGAUUAAAGACUGUAUAAGAAAACCAUUUAGUCAAAUCCCAUCUAGACCAUCAACUAGCAAAUAUAUAGAAUACACCAACGAUAUAGAUCUUGAAGUAAAAUCAAAAAGUACUUCACUCAGUAUGCAAGAAAGUUGGUAUAAGAAUAUACCAAAUGAAAUGAGUACAGUUCCAAAGAAAAUUAUUGAUGAAGAUACUCAUAUUGUUGCAUGUUUUUGCAAGACAACACCACCUAAAAGUAUCUUAUUGUAUUGUGCAAUGUGUGGUAAAGGCCAGCAUGCACAGUGUGUACAUUUUGAACCAAAACCAUUUCAAGAAGUGCCAUACUUGUGUUCUAAUUGUUGGAUUGUAAAUGAUAAAGUGCAGUGCAAGACUACUUUGAUUGUUGUACCACAGUCUAUUUUAAACCAGUGGAUUGACGAGAUAGAAAAACAUAUCACAAACCCUGGUUUAAAAGUUUAUGUUUACAAUGGCCUGCAUCUUGAUGGUUAUAUUCAACCCUUUUCAUUCGGUGACUAUGAUAUAGUUAUAACAUCGUAUACUACCCUCUCAAGAGAUUUAAAGUAUGUCGCCGAUUUUAAUGUGGAUAAUCAAAAUUGUACCCAUUUGCGACAUUCAAAAAGAUACAAUUAUCCUCAGUCACCAUUGCCUUGCAUUAAAUGGUGGCGAAUAUGUUUGGAUGAAAGUCAAGCAAUUGAGAGUGCGAGUAGCAAAGUAUGUGAUAAUAUGACAUUUAAAUUACAAUCUGUGCAUAAGUGGGCUAUGACUGGUACACCAAUACAAAAAUCACUAAACGAUCUUUAUGGUAUUUUAAAGUUCCUAGAAGUAAGUCCUUACUGCCAUCGUAAACAGUUUCUACAGCUAAUGAAGGGGGACGAAACUAUUAUGUAUAAUUUUUUUUCAAAAUUGAUAUGGCGUAGUUCAAUAGAGGAUGUCAGUUCAGAAUUAAACAUACCAAAACUAACUCAUGAACAGCAUUGGCUAACAUUUUCCCCGAUUGAAAAAUACUUUUACCGAAGCCAGCAUGAUGAUUGUGCUACAAAUUUUUCUAAUUGUGUAACCAGGUUGUUUCCAUCCUUGGAUAUAUCAGUAAAGAAUAUUGACAGGAAAAGUAUAUAUACUAUCAUUGAACCAUUAUAUAAGCUUCGACAAGCUUGUGUGCACCCUCAAGCUGUGAAUGGACAGUUUUUAAAAACAAAAGGAACAAUGACAAUGGAAAAGUUAAUGGAUGUAAUGAUAAAUGAAUGUCAUUUUGUAUGUAAUAAUUUUUUACGGAAACUUGCUUACGAGCACAGUAUAUAUGCUGGAAUGUCUCUUUAUAUUGGAAAACUAGCCACUGCUGUUGAACAUUUUAGGGCAGUGUUAGGUCUAGAGGAAAAAUAUAAAGAUAAAGAACUAAAAAUCUUUACACAUCAGAAAAUCCAUGUUAUGUAUAACUUGGCCAUUAUACUUGAUGAAAAUACAACCAUAAACCGUGCAUUAAAUGAAUCAGACUUAAAAAGGAAUGUGGAACUACUAGAAAAAGAAUAUCUUGAAGCUAGUAAAAAAAGUUAUACAUCAACUCAUACAUUUCUUAAGUUUUAUUCGAAUAAGAUAGAUAAAAUUAUUGGGAAUAAAACCCUAGGUUAUUCUGAAUGGUGGUCAGAUAUGUUGAACUGGAUUUUUUCACCAACUGACUUUUUAGCUAAAGUAAAAACGGAGUUGGAGGAUUAUCGUAUGCCUGGUGUUCCAAAUAUUGCAAAAAGAUUGAAGUCUGUAAACGAUGUUCAUAAUACUCUUGGUGUUUGGCUUGCUGACCUAGAUACAUCAAGAAUCAACACAAUCUCAAAACUAAAUGCUUUAGAAGACACAUCCGUGAAUGACUUGGUUCAAAGUGCAUUAAUAUGUCAUCUACAUAAAGAAUCAACAAAUUGGAAUUCAAAAAAAAGGCUUUGUUUUUUAUGUGUUGCUGAAAUGCAAUUACAAGCAUAUGAAACAUUGUUGUUUAGUGUUUCUAAUAAACAAAAGAAUAGAUUAAAUGAUAUAACUGAAGUAAAAGAUGAAGUAACCAUGUAUGAAAGAAAUAGUAAAGGCUUUUGGAAGAUAUCUCAAAAAGAAUUUUUACUUCUAAAACUAUUUCAAUAUGGACAAGCCAAAAUUAAAAAUAAAAGCUGUUUGGAAGAUGCUGCUAAACAUAUGAAUGUAUUGGAGUUGGUACGUACAGAAUUCCGUUACUUACGGCUUCUAUGGACUCAUUUCAGUGACAGUGUUGAUGAAUAUGAGAUGAUAAUUAGGGCAAAAAAUGUAAUGAGAGUUAAAAUUGAUAUUACAACAGCGUCUAACGAAGAUGGUCCACUUAAAAAAAAGUCUAAAAGAGAAGAUGAAGUUGAUGUUAUUAUUACGGAACAGAUUGUUAGUUAUUUAAAAAAAUGUUGGAACCCUUAUUUAUCUAAAAAAUUUAAAAAAAAAAAAGAAAACUCUACUGAAGUUGAUAUAUGUCCUAUUUGUUGUCUGAAUGGUGAUGCCGGGUGGGCAGUUUUACAAUGUGGCCAUAGUGUGUGUAAUCAGUGUUUAGAAACCAUGUUUAAUCAUUCAGUUGCCUUUGAGAUAGAUUGUCCUAUGUGUAGGAACACAACCCCAAUGGAUUCUAUAUCCUAUGUAAAAAAUAACCGAGAAGGUGAUGGGCCAAACAUAGUAAUCAAAGGCUCAUUUUCUACUAAAAUAGAAAGUGUCACUUUAAAACUAAUGGAAUUGAUUACUCAGGAUCCAAAUGUGAAAGUUUUAAUAUUUUCAAAUUGGGAUAAAGCAUUAAAUAUUCUAGGAGAAGCUUUAGAUCAAAAUUCAAUAAGUUAUAGGAUACUAAAAACAGGAACUAAGUAUAAAAAAACACUAAAAGAUUUUAAGUCAGAUAAGAAAAUAAAUGCAUUAUUAAUGAAACUGAGCGAGGGUUCUAAGGGAUUGAAUUUAACUGAAGCAACGAGAAUAUUUUUCAUGGAGCCAAUAAUUAACAAAGCAGAUGAGCAUCAAGCCAUUGGGAGAAUUCAUAGAAUAGCACAAACCAAACCUACAUUUGUACAUAAUUUUAUUAUUCGAGAUUCUAUUGAGGAAAACAUCACAAAUUUAUUCUCCGGUGACAUGUUCGAUAGAUGGGAUGAUAUAACACUAUCUCAACUAAUAAGAGUAUUUGAAAGAAAUUAA
Messenger RNA from Macrosiphum euphorbiae (potato aphid), 3468 nucleotides. The record is from the annotation of a GenBank genome assembly. Lineage: Eukaryota; Metazoa; Arthropoda; Insecta; Hemiptera; Aphididae.